Messenger RNA from Podarcis muralis (Common wall lizard), 3493 nucleotides. It is a transcript of the gene FLT3, whose product is annotated as fms related receptor tyrosine kinase 3. The record is from RefSeq and is a predicted model, not a curated record. Gene Ontology annotation, cellular component: signaling receptor complex; plasma membrane. Gene Ontology annotation, molecular function: growth factor binding; ATP binding; transmembrane receptor protein tyrosine kinase activity. Gene Ontology annotation, biological process: B cell differentiation; cytokine-mediated signaling pathway; multicellular organism development. NCBI's taxonomy places the organism in Eukaryota, Metazoa, Chordata, Lepidosauria, Squamata, Lacertidae.
CAGAAGCACACCACAGCUAUGAGCAUGCAUCAAGCAGGCACCUGGGCCAGCAGAAGCCAACUUCAGCUGCUUGCUCUGAUUCUUACACUGGUAUCCACGGCUGUGAUUGGCCUGGGUGCACCAGAGAUUACAUGCCUUUUAAUCAAGCGAAACAAUAUAAUGUCAGGAUCAUUGGAAUCUUCACCUUCUCAUGAGACCCAAGAAGACCGCAAUUGUUCCCUGUAUUAUCAAAGCAGCGAGAAUAUCUAUGAAGCAGCAACAGAUUUCGAAGUUGGUGUGCUUGAAAAUGUUGAAAUUAAAGCAAUAGUAAAUAUCUCAGAGAACAUCACCUGUCUUUGGUUUUUUAAAGAGAACCAGACUAACUGUAAUUCCUCUCUGGAUUUGGAGAACAGGCAUGUUGUUUCAAAGAAGUUUCCAAAAAUUAGAGAAACCCAGGCUGGAAACCACACGCUGUCCAUUAAAACAAAAACUGAUAAUUACAGGGUGACAUUUACAAUUCAUAUAAAAAAAAGCCCAAGAAAGCCAUAUUUUAUACUAAAUAAGCAGCGAGAAGUUACUGUAAGCUGCCUAUCAGAAGGAUAUCCUAAACCAAAUUUUGAAUGGUUUUCUUGCAAGACCCCUGAUGAAAGCUGCAGAAGUUCUAAGACUGCCCAAAGUGAAGACAUGGAUGGAAGACAACAGGCCCAGCUGAAAUUACGAGACAACGAAUUGCUCUUUCGACAACAUGUGUGGUGUUGUGCAGUUAAUGAGUUUGGAAAAGUCUGCUCCGAACUCUAUACAAUAGAUCUAAGUGCACCAGGAAGCUCUAUGCAGGAAUUCUUUCUUAAAACAAGAGAGCCAUUGCUUUUAAGAUGUCGUGGUAUAUCUGGUGAUUAUAACUUUGGAAUGAAGUGGUAUUCUGAAAGCAAGCAAUUGAUUCAGGGCUUGUCACUCGAAGGAAGGAAGAAUUUGAACUCCAAGAGGGUUAAGACGCAAUAUGCAUUUGUUUUCCCAAUGGAAACACAGAGUCACAGACAUUUUAACUGCUCGUCCAAAGAACUUGCUGCAAAUAAGAGUGCUUUGGUUACAGUUUUAGAUAAGGGUUUUAUCAAUUUCACCAACGCAAAGGAAGAUUUUGAAGCUGAUGUGGCAGAAAAGUUGUGCCUUGAAGUCACACUAAUAGCAUAUCCAUCAAUUAGAUGUAUAUGGAUGUCUUCCCAAAUGUCAUUUCCUUGUAUACAGACUUACACAGAUGUUUACAGCAUCUCUUCAAAAUUCUGUGACCAUAAGGACCAACCAGGGGAAUAUGUGUUCUACGCAGAAAAUGACGAUUUGUCUGUGAGCAGGACAUUAAAACUCUACAUGAAGAGGAAACCUGUUUUAAAAAUGUACAAGACAUCAACUCAGAUUUCUUGCGCCGCUGAGAGCAGGCCUGCAGCAUCUUGGGUCUGGAGACAGUGUCCUGACAAGAAAACAAAUUGCACAGAAAUCGCAGGUGGAAUAUCAAACAAUACGUAUGACGGAAAUACUUUUGGUUCCCAGAUUGUAAUCAGCACUUUAGAUCUAUCGAAAGUAGAAGACAGAUUUUACGUAGAGUGCUGUGCCAACAAUUCGGUGGGCUUUGACUGUGAAACAAGCUUAAUUGAAAAAGGAGAACACCCCCUGUCCGAUAAUGUUGCAUUAUAUGCAACUGCUGGAUUCUGCCUUUCGGUCAUUGCUGUGUUGUGUGUCUUAAUUUGCCAAAACUACAAGAAGCAAUCAAGGUACAAAAGCCAGCUGCAGAUGAUACAGAUGGUUGGAUCUUCCUCUAACGAAUACAUCUACGUGGAUUUCAGCGAGGUCGAGUAUGAGCUCAAGUGGGAGUUUCCCAGAGAAAAUCUGGAAUUUGGGCAAGAACUUGGUUCCGGUGCAUUUGGGAAGGUGGUGAAUGCCACAGCAUAUGGAAUUAGUGAAACGGGAGUGUCUGUCCAGGUCGCAGUCAAGAUGUUAAAAGACAAAUACAGCUCUUCCGAAAAAGACGCUCUAAUGACUGAACUCAAGAUGAUGACUCGCAUUGGCAGUCAUGAAAACAUUGUGAAUCUGCUUGGAGCUUGUACCAUAUCAGGACCAGUUUACUUGAUUUUUGAAUACUGUUGCUAUGGAGACCUUUUGAACUACUUGAGGAGCAAACGAGACAGAUUCCACAAGACCUUGACUGACGUCUUCCGACAGCACAAUUUCAGCUUUUACCACAAUUUCCCACAGUACGCAAACUCAAGAAAUGAAUAUAUACUAAGAAAUGGAUCAUAUAUUCCAAAGGAUGACUUUGGAAACACAUCUGCAAAAAAAGACUUAGAUUUGGCCUCUAAAUUGUGCAGAAUUGCCCUGCUUGCUGAGGAAGAAGGAAUGAAAUAUGUGAACAGGGGAAUAGAUGAUGAAGAGGACCUCAAUGUGCUGACCUUUGAAGACCUUCUCUCCUUUGCAUAUCAAGUUGCCAAAGGAAUGGAGUUUCUGGAAUCAAAAUCAUGUGUUCACAGGGAUCUCGCUGCCAGGAAUAUUCUUGUCACUCACGGGAAAGUGGCAAAAAUCUGUGACUUUGGACUUGCGAGGGACAUAGAGAAUGAUUCAAACUAUGUUGUCCGAGGGAAUGCUUGUUUACCUGUUAAGUGGAUGUCUCCUGAAAGCUUGUUUCAAGGGAUUUAUACUAUUAAGAGUGAUGUCUGGUCUUACGGAAUCUUACUGUGGGAAAUAUUCUCUCUUGGUGUCAAUCCUUACCCUGGAAUACAAGUGGAUGCAAACUUCUACAAACUAAUUCAAAGUGGAUUCAAAAUGGACUGUCCGUUCUAUGCUACAGAAGAAAUAUAUUUAAUGCUGUGUUCCUGCUGGGCUCUGGACUCCAGAAAAAGACCAUCCUUUUCACAGCUGCUUUCCCUCCUGGCCUGCCAGCUGGCUGAGGGAGAAGGAGCAGCAUGUCCAAUGGGGAAGAGUGGGAUUUCUGAACACGUAUCGAGUCCAAAGCCACAUAUCCCGGUUCACAUGGGAUAAGAGAAGCUGAAUCGCUUCAAUUCACCAUUCCUACUCUGGAUGCAGAUGCUGCAAGGGAGAAAUAAGACUGAUGCAUUAUUUUAUAUAAAAAGGCAUAUAAGCUGAGUGUAUUGAAAGAGAGGUUUUUUUUGCCUUCGCUAAAGAGGCCAGAUUUGCUGCUCCUGCCCCUGAAUUUCUCGUGCUCAUUUCUAUGAUCCAACUUUUGCUUUUGAAAUGAGAUUUUCCUCCCCUUUCAGGAAUCUGGGUCAAGGCGAGAGCACACUUUUCACAAGCACUGUUUUGAACCAGGGGUUCUCUGGUGUGUCUGCAGCCUCCAGGGGCUGUGGUUAGGAAAUGAAACUCUUUCCUUUCACGAAUGUAACUGAAGUCAAACAUUCCCAUUGUUGUUUGGUUGUGCUUAGAGCAGAUGUAGAGAGUUGAAGUUCUUUGUCAUCAGAGCCUCCAGACAUGAAUGUAUAGUGGCAUUAUCUUAACACUUAGCUGUGCUAAU